AUGUCAGAGAAGAAGCCACGAGGUUUGGACACGCGUCCCAAAAGUGGUCUCCGCAGUUGGAGUGCAGACAGUUAUGUUUGGCGGGGGAAGAAACGUUCCCGGAGCUCCCGCAAUGGGUCGAGUCCCGGAGGGCUGGAAGUGGAGGGCACGGAGGAGCUGGGUGUGCGGUCAACAUCCUGUCCGAGGCGGCGCAGAGAGAGAAAGUGUAGCUGCAGCACUCUCGGGGAUGCAUUGACGUCUGCAGACAUUGAUGUUGUGUGUCGGAAGGCCUUGUCCCGCCGCUCUCUGCGGCAGAAGUUUCAGGAUGCUGUGGGUCAGUGUUUUCCUCUGCGCUCUCACCAUCACCACCAUCAUCAUCACCACCACACAUCCGGCUCCUCGCGACCCUUCUCAGUGCUCUUCUGGUCCAAACGCAAGAUUCACGUCUCAGAGCUCAUGCAGGACAAGUGCCCUUUCUCGCCCAAAUCUGAACUGGCCCGGUGUUGGCACCUUAUUAAAAAUCAAGCCACCCACCCGAGUGCCCUCAAGGACAUGGAGGCUCCCCUCAAACCCAAUGUCUCAUCUUCCUCUACCUCCCCACCACAGACCCCUCUCUCCUGGGACGACAUCUGCUGCUCUCCUGGUCCUGAAGGCACUAGUCUGGAGGACUGGGACCCUUCUUGUCCUCGUGGGGGAGCAGAGGGCAGCUAUGGCUACACUGACUACAUCCUGGUCCCAGACCUCCUCCAGAUCAACAACAGCUCCUGUUACUGGGGUGUGUUGAACCGCUUCGAGGCGGAGGAGCUGCUGGAGGGCAAACCAGAGGGAACCUUUCUGCUCCGAGACUCUGCCCAGGAUGAGUUCCUCUUCUCAGUCAGCUUCCGUCGAUACAGCCGCUCCCUGCACGCACGCAUUGAGCAGAACAACAAGCGUUUCAGCUUUGAUGUGCGUGACCCGUGCAUGUACCGGGAUCCCAGUGUGACGGGACUACUGAGACACUACAGUGACCCGGCCACCUGCCUCUUCUUUGAGCCCCUCCUUUCCCGGCCGCUACCAAGGACCUUCCCUUUCACCCUCCAGCAUCUGUGCAGGACUGUGAUCUGUAGCCACAUCACCUACCAGGGCAUAGACAACUUGCUGCUGCCAUACCAGCUCAGGGACUUCCUCCAACAGUACCACAUUAAGUGUGAUGGGGCCUGCGCUGUGUGA
This is a messenger RNA of Cottoperca gobio, 1188 nucleotides long. RefSeq names its product suppressor of cytokine signaling 4 (gene socs4). Gene Ontology annotation, cellular component: phosphatidylinositol 3-kinase complex. Gene Ontology annotation, molecular function: 1-phosphatidylinositol-3-kinase regulator activity. Bases 1 to 1188 code for a protein of 395 amino acids. The transcript has a single exon. NCBI's taxonomy places the organism in Eukaryota, Metazoa, Chordata, Actinopteri, Perciformes, Bovichtidae. Gene Ontology annotation, biological process: intracellular signal transduction; phosphatidylinositol phosphate biosynthetic process. The record is from RefSeq and is a predicted model, not a curated record.